Messenger RNA from Girardinichthys multiradiatus, 4881 nucleotides. It is a transcript of the gene plppr3b, whose product is annotated as phospholipid phosphatase related 3b. Gene Ontology annotation, molecular function: phosphatidate phosphatase activity. The transcript has 8 exons. Lineage: Eukaryota; Metazoa; Chordata; Actinopteri; Cyprinodontiformes; Goodeidae. The record is from RefSeq and is a predicted model, not a curated record. Gene Ontology annotation, biological process: phospholipid dephosphorylation; phospholipid metabolic process; signal transduction. The coding region runs from base 276 to 2492 and encodes 738 amino acids.
UGUCAGCUCUCUCUCUCCCACACACACAUGCACACGCAGACGCACGCUCCCGCCGUGCAGCAGCAUCCCCACCAGACAAAACGUUGACGGAUCUUAGAUCUGCGGACUGCGGGCAAACGGAGUCCAAACCAAAACCGAAAGGGUCGGAACUGGAACUACCAGAACCCGAACUAACUGGACCAAAGGCGCGCGAUCCCCAAGAACGGGUGCAGCCGCUGUGGUUCUGCUUCUGCAGCAGGAAACCUGAAUCACAGAAGGUCCAUAUUCUGGGGUGGAUGAGGAUGAUGAUGAUGGUGAGCUCCUCGUCUACAGAGAAGAUGAAGAAAAAACCUCCGAAGGACAGUCUGACUCUACUGCCAUGUUUCUACUUUGUUGAGCUGCCCAUUGUGGCUUCUUCCAUGGUGUCGCUGUACUUCCUGGAGCUGACAGACGUGGUGCAGCCGGCUCAGGUGGGUUUCCGGUGCCAUGACAGAGACCUCAGCAUGCCGUACGUGGAUGGAGGAGAUGAGCUGAUCCCGCUGCUGAUGCUGCUGAGCCUCGCCUUUGCCGGCCCGGCUGCUUCGAUCAUGCUGGUGGAAGCAGUGAUCUACUGCCUGCAGCCCCACCUGAAGAUCCACAGAGCUGAAGGAAGCAUCAACGCCGGUGGCUGCAGCUUCAACUCGUUCUUGAGGAGGACCGUCCGCUUUGUAGGUGUGCAUGUGUUCGGACUCUGUGCGACAGCGCUGCUUACUGACAUCAUCCAGUUAUCGACAGGGUACCACGCCCCAUUCUUUCUCACCGUAUGUAAACCCAACUACACUCUGGCAGGCGUGUCAUGUGAUCAAAAUGCUUACAUCACCAAAGAUAUCUGCUCAGGACAUGACCAGCACGCCAUCAUGGCAGCCAGGAGGACGUUUCCUUCCCAGCAUGCAACUCUCUCGGCCUUCGCUGCGGUUUAUGUUUCGAUGUACUUUAACUCCACCAUAUCCGACUCCACCAAGUUGCUCAAGCCAGUCCUGGUGUUUGCGUUUGCCAUCGCAGCGGCGCUGUCGGGCCUGACUCAGAUCACGCAGCAUCGAAGCCAUCCUAUCGAUGUCUAUGUGGGUUUCUUGAUUGGAUCUUUUAUCUCUGUGUACCUGGCGCUUCACGCAGUCGCCAACUUCAAGUGUUCGGAUGAGUUCGCUCAGGCUGCACCCCCUCCCCCUCCAAUGGAAGAUCCUUUGCGAGCGCUGACAGAGCGUGGACACGAGUCGGUGUACAACAAGGGCCCUGCCUCUGCCUCUGAGAGUAAUGAUGAGAUAGCAGCGGCUCCGGCACCCAUAGAGCGACUGGAAGGCCUCGGGCCCCUGCAAAGGGAGAAGGGCUCCAUGGGGAGCCUGAAGAGGGCCAGUGUUGAUGUGGAGCUGCUGGCCCCUAGGAGCCCGAUGGGAAAAGAGACCAUGCUGACAUUCAGCAACACCCUGCCAAGAACAAGCAUGAAUGUUAACGGACCUUUUGGCACUAACGAGGUCCUGGGCGAUCUGGUGCCAUCGAUUCAGCCAGUUCAGCGUCGUCUGAAGGCUGUUCAGGUACCAGUGGACCCAAUGAGGUCACAACAGCUGAUGACAGAAUGGAAGCAGAAAUCUAUGGAGAUGCGAGGCCUAGGGGCUCGAGAAGAUGUGGAUUGUGAGCCCAGUGAGGACGGUUCUGAAGUAAGCUCUGUUGGGACUGACGAUGCUGGUUCUCAGGCCCCAAUCUACCAGCCCUCAGUGCAACCUGUGAGGGCAGGCUCAGGUCGCAACCCCACACCUCCUCCUCCAGGUGGCGCCAAAGCAGUAGCAACUCCUAGACCACCACAGAUUCCUGAAGCUGGACCCCCACCGGUGUCCCCAAAAAGCGCCUUGACUAGGGCCAAGUGGCUUGCCAUCCGGGAGAAGACAAGUGGGGAGGGAUCGGGUCGGGGUGCUGCCAAUCAGCCUCGUCUCAUGCAGAUCAUUGCCAUGUCGAAGCAGCAGGGUCUUCUUCCCUCCUCUUCCUCCUCUGGCGAGAAAUCCUCUGAGACCACGUCCACCGGCUCUGGCACCUCCUCCAACACAGACUCCCCACACUGUCGCCAUCCCUCAGAACAACAGCGGGACGGACCAGGCAUCAUAACAGUGGAUGCCCACGCCCCCUACCAUCCUAUUGUACAAACCUCACCCCUUCCACAGGCCCCACCCCUGGCUGGAAACGGAAAUCCAUGGGAGUGGGUAGCGGCGUCCAAUGGAGAUGGCCCACGAGAUUCCUACGAGCUCAACAAGCUUAACAGGGGAGACUCAGCUACCCGUGCAAGCAGCUUCUGUCCACGCCGCUCAGCCUCGCCAGCUGCUGCCACUGACCCAACCUUACAUGUGGGGCUGUCGCCUGACGCUCAGCGCAAGGAAAUGGCCAUGAGACGCAAAACAGCACUAGUUCUGUUGGAUCGAGAGAUCCGUAACCAGACUGAGCAAGAGAACUAUUAUAAGAGUUUGCAGGGACGGAGGUUCAAGGAUUAACCUGUUAACCUGCAAGGUAAAAAGGCCUUGUCCUGAAACUGGUCACUGUCACCUCAAAAUACCCCAACAAUAAAAUACUCUGAGGAAAUGACAUCUGAAUGAUUCGACACCUGAAUGGUACUACACCUGGACUAUAUGACAUCUGGAGAGACGUUACCUGGACGGUACACUGUUGGACUGUGUGACACGUGGAUAAUAUGACCCCUAGAUGGUAUGACACCUGCAUGAUACAACCCCGGGACACUAUAACACCUUGACAGUACCACAACUGGACAAAAAAAACUGAAUGGAAUGACACCUGAGGGGUCCAACUGGAUGACAGAACUUUGGCAAUAAAACAACUGGACCAAAUGACACCUAGUCAAUACAGAACCUGGACCUUAUGACACCUUGCUGAUUCACCACCGGGACUAUAUGACACUUUGACAGUGUGACAUCUAGACGAUACGACACCUUGUAGGAACCAAUAAUGUAACGAUGCUCAAAAAUAUAAUCAGUUUGGCCAUUUUAAAGUAAUAAAGCUAAGAACUGAAUAACUGGAUGAUAAUGUAGCAAAGCUUUUUAGCCAAUAACAAAAAACAUGUUUUGCCAAUAAUGUGAUCAUAAAAUUAUUAUAGAUAUCAACUGUCUUGUAAAUUAUGAUAUUGUUCAAGAAUUAAUUCUUAGAUAAGCUUUAUUAACCAUAAAUAAGGAGGUGAAUGUCGCGUAUUUUGUAUCCUUGAUGUUUGAAUAUGAAAUCUUUGACAUCCACCAUGUUUGAUGAAAAAACUGCAAAAAAUCUGUUAUUUGAAAAACCUGUAAUAUUUAUUAUGUAUUAUUACGUUAUCAGCUGUAGUUAUUACGAUUCAGAAGGUUUUUUAUGUUAUGCCAGUGAUGUAAUAACUUAUUAAUGUUAUUGUGUUAUUGGCUCAAAAACUUCAUUACAUUAUGGGUCGAAACACUCUGCUGCUCACUCCUGGUAGGCGGCGUGGGCAUCCACCGCUUGCACCUUGGAACAAUAUUUUGGAAGGUGAAGCUAAACGCAGCUGAUGAUAAGUCUUUGUUUCAGUUUGAAAACUGGUCCUAAGUCAGUGGACAUCAUGUCAUGCCUUCCAGCUACUGGGAACUACUUCAUACAGCUUUGUUGCACUAAGCUGGCACCUUGGCUAAGAGGAAGUGACAUCAGGGUAUUAGAUCUAUUGGCUUUAUUACGUUCAAAGUGCCAAAAAUGAUGAAGUUAUUGGUUGGGACACUCUGCGGCGGUAUGACACCUUGAGAGCGCUUCCAUCAUGUCUCAGCAGAAAAGAGCUCCUACCGAAGUACAUCUGCAUCUCUGAGAGAGGACAUCCACAGUGAUUGGUCUGAGGUCAAAGGCCACACAGACAGAUCCUAAAAUAUUUUUUCUGGAAGCACAAAACAGCAGCAAAUCUUAACCAGAACCAGAACUGUACAGAAACAGCCAAACAGCGGAACCUGAACUGUACUUAAAAACCAAGAUGAGACCCAAAACCCAAUAUCAGAACCAGAGCCAUACUGCAGAACCAGAACCCCGGAUCCAAAUUACACAUCUCCUGGUCAUGUGUUUGUUGCCAUGGUGACGGUUGAGUUGCCACAGUGACAACUCAGAUGUCGUGGCAACAGCUUUAUUGCCAUAGUGACAACUCGGUUUUAGCUGUGUUGCCAGGGUGAUCUCUUAGUUGAAGCAGUGACUGCGGCACUCUGGCUUUGUUGCCAUGGUGAUGGUUCAGUUGCUGCGGUAAUGUCUUUGUUGUCAUAUGUUAGUUGUCUGCUGAUUGGCUGAAGUUUUGUCAGGUGUUUGAUGCUGAUGUUUAUCUGCUGACAGCAGCUGGGUUGUAGUUAACUUACUGCAGGGCCACUGUGAGAAAAAAGGCAUUCUGGGUAUUGUUGUUUUUGCUGACAGAGUGUAGUCCCGUGACUGUUUAUCGUUCUGUUUAUUUCUCUAGUAAUUUAUUGUGAAAAAUGGCAUUUUCUUUCUCGCGUGGCUCAGAUUCUGGCUCACAUCUAAACAGAUCUCCUCAGCAUGUGAUGUCAAUGAUUAUUGAUCAGAAACAUGCCAUGACCGCCCAUUCUAACCAUCUCCACAUCUUAUCAGGAUUUGAUGUUGUAAAUAAUAACUUGGAGUGUGUGGAGACAUGAAACUCCAAUCAGGGUGAGGAUCUGUGAGUGCUGGGCAGUGAUCUAUAAAACUAGUGAGAUCUAUUCUGUCCCUGCUGCUGCAUGUGAUCACAUCCUGAAAACUGUUUCCGUCUGAAUGUAAAACUAUGAAGCUUCACUACAUCAUGUGACUAACUGCUGCUAUAAAAAGAUCUCCAUCUGUCAGACUGAAGAUGAUGCUGCAUGCUUUGUUCUCGCCACGAUCAAGAGGCUAAAAUAAAACUGUUCUUUAUCA